Microbotryum saponariae is the source of this 2259-nucleotide messenger RNA. NCBI's taxonomy places the organism in Eukaryota, Fungi, Basidiomycota, Microbotryomycetes, Microbotryales, Microbotryaceae. The record is from the annotation of a GenBank genome assembly.
AUGAGCAACAAGGUCAACAUCCUCGUCUACAACGGGUCCGGAGUCUCCGCCGCCUCGCUCGCCUUCACCUUGGCCUCGUUGAAAGCCUACGCCUCGCACCACUACGACGUCCAACUCGUAUCACCCAAAACGCUACGCUCUGAUCCUUGGACAGAGACCUGUGCUCUGUUGGUCUUUCCGGGGGGCAGGGAUUUGCCGUAUCUGUUUGAUUUGCAAGGCGAGCCCAAUCGAAGGAUCAAGGAAUGGGUCACCAAACACGGAGGCAAGUACCUCGGGUUCUGUGCGGGGGCCUAUUACGCUUCCCAGGAGAUCGAAUUCGAGCGCGGAACACGACUCGAGGUCGUCGGACAGAGGGAGUUGGGCUUCUUUCCUGGAAUGUGCAAAGGCGCCGUCUUUGCUGGGUUCGAGUACGACUCCGAAGCCGGUGCAAGGGAGGUCUCGAUCGCCUUGGUUAGGAACGUGUGGAGGGAUCAUUGGUCCAUGAGCCCCGAAAAGUUGGACGUAUGGUACAACGGUGGAGGGCACUUCGUACUUGCUGAGGACUCGAUCACGUCCGAACAGCGCAGUCGGAUCGGCAUUUUGGCGAGAUACGAACAAAUCGAGGGACGACCCAUAGCUGGCGUCGUAUGCGACGUCGGCAACAAGGGAGGAAAAGCCGUAUUGUGGUCCGUGCAUCCCGAACACCCAUCCUUGGCCACCAACUCGUCCAAGGCCUCUUCGUCGCUCGACUAUGACGCCAAGGAAGCACUCCGAAGUGCGUUGCUCCGAUCGACUCUGGCUCUACUCGACAUUCAAGUCUCUGAAGAAGCCGCUCCCCCACCCAAGUUGUUGCCCUUGUUCUUGGCCUCGACGGAUUUGGAGCUCGUCACGCGGACUGCGAUUGCGAUAGGCUCCAAACGAGUCGCGGGUCAGCAAUCCCAAGCGACCCUGGAGGAUCGUAACGAUUCGUUCCUUUUGCAUCCGUCGAAGGUGGCGAGCAAGGUCAUUCAUGCUCAUCGAGCGAGGCAGGGGACCUUUGACGUCGAGGAACUGAGAACGACGACCAAGGAGAUCGUGGUCUGUUCCGAGGGAUUGCCACCGAAAGAAUGGACGCCCUUGUUCGACGUGCGAGCAUAUUUCGAGCAAAAGCAAGCUUUGGCCGCAGGUUCGGAGGGGAUGGGUAUCGGAGGUAUUCUGAUGUAUGGCGAGACGGUAACGAGUACGCAAACAAUGAUGGACAAGUGAGUGAUGCUCGCUCGCUGCAAGGCACAGAAAGGAACAAGAACUGAUCCAUCCCUUCCACACCAGAAACGACCGUUUCCUCUCGGCCCUCCCCCUCGGACUAACCUGCAUCGCUUCGCACCAAAUCGCCGGAAGAGGACGAGGCGGCAAUUCUUGGGUAUCCCCCGCAGGAUGUCUUCAGUUCUCGCUCGUACUUCGACUCGCUUCCAACCAAGCGUCCAAGAUCGUGUUCCUGCAAUAUUUGUUUGGGUUGGCUGUCGUGGAGGCGAUUCGAGGGACCCCGGGCUAUGCGGGCGUCGAGGUGUGUUUGAAGUGGCCGAAUGAUGUGUAUGGGAGAGUUGGGGAGGGGAAGGAGUUGAGAAAGAUUGGCGGGAUCUUGGUCAACUCGAGUUAUGCGGGGGACGAGUUUACCUUGGUUGUGGGUGAGUUUUCUUUUCAUGUCAUGACCCUGGCUGAAGGUUCGUGUGGUCGUCGUUGCUCAUCUUUCUGGAAUCCACCCGUCGAUGACCGCCCAAAUAGGUUGUGGGAUCAACACCUCCAACCCCUUACCCACGACAUCGGUCAACGAGCUCGUAGCAGCUCACAACGCGCAAUACGGCACGGCCUUAGCCCCUUUCACGCCCGAGGUGCUCAUGGCGAGGGUAUUGCAUCAGUUCGGAGGGAUGUGGGAUGUCUUUUUGAACGAAGGUUUCGAACCGUUCGUGAACCGGUAUUUGGGGUGUUGGAUCCAUUCGUAAGUAAUUUUAAAUCGUCCACAACCGUGGAAUCUCAUCGAGUAGAGACUGAUGGUCUGGGAUUGCUUCAAUUCGCAGCGAGCAACGCGUGACGAUCGAAGCGACCGGUCAGAUUGUCAAGAUAAUCGGCAUCACACCUGAUCAUGGUCUGUUGAGGACCGUGCCUAUUGACGUCGAUCGAGAAGGGAGAGAAGUGUUUGGUGGGGGAAUGGGGAGGGAACCAAGGCGGGGUUUCGUCGAUUUACAACCGGACGGGAAUGGGUUCGAUAUGUUGAAAAAGUUGUUGGUGUCCAAGAAGACGUAG